Molecule: messenger RNA, 1790 nt
Organism: Homarus americanus (American lobster)
Lineage: Eukaryota; Metazoa; Arthropoda; Malacostraca; Decapoda; Nephropidae
Product: myosin heavy chain kinase A-like
Exons: 6
Coding region: 329-1294 (321 amino acids)
Molecular function (GO): protein binding
Source: RefSeq, a predicted model, not a curated record
GCCCGAGUUGGUACCCUCCGGCCCAGUGCUGCCAUUAGUGUCUCCACUGCCACCACGUUGGGGCAACUGACUUAAUGGUAUCGUUAAAUAUACUUAUAAGAAACUGUAUUAUUAAUACCAUAUACAAACGCCUCGAUAAAGGCGAGGAAAGUAAAUUUAAGGAGAUCGUAAAUUAACAGAAAUUAAAUUAUAAAUAAAACCUUAACUCACCUCUUCAAGGUUCCGUUUUCUUUCGUGCCGGGUAAAUAAAGCAGUUGUUGCUGCCGAGUUAGUUAGUUCUCAAGUCUCUAGUUGUUAGUUCUGUGACUGAAAGGGAGUAAGAGUGACCAUGACCAAACUAGAGGUGGUUGUAACCGCGACUGAUGACCAGAAACACGAGGAUGACGUCGAGUCUGUGCGUGUCCAUGGUGAGCAGGUGUUCACGUGUGGCGGCGACAACAAAGUCAAGUUCAUCAAACUUAACCAGCUGAUGCCCAGACCUGAGAAGGAAAUUGAGUCAUUGCUGGUGACCGCCAGCCGCGUCCUAACUUGCUCACAAGAUGGCAAAGUCAAGGUGUGGGACCACCACGACCUAAAACUGCUGCAUGAGUUUAAGGCGCACGACUACUCCAUCAACGACCUACUGGUACUGGGCAGCACCCUCUUCACGUGUUCCGUCGACGCCACGGUCAAGAGUUGGGACCUCAACACUUUCGAACUCAAGAAUACACUCACCAACCACGAGGAGUCCGUCAGAAAGCUCGCCACCAACGGUACACACGUCUUCGCAGGCGAUGAUAAGGGCGAGGUGUACGUGUUCGAUGAGUCAGGGGCGGUGCAGGCGUCGUACGGUGUGGUAGAGGAGGUGUGGAGUCUACACGCUCAGGACGACCUUAUAUACUCCGUAAGGGACCGCGGCGUCACUAUUACCCAGACCAAAGGACAAAAGAACAAGUUCACGGUGAUAAAGUCCCUGGAGGGCCGCGCCCCCAUCUGUGUGGCGGGCAACAACCUCACCUUCCCUGACACCUCCGGCCUCACCAUCCGUGUCCAUGACAACACCGCAGGCUCGUACAAACUCAAAGGGGAACUCAAGGGCCACGAGAUGAUCAUCACAGCCCUGGGAGGAGUUGGAGAGGAUCGGCUUCUAUCGGCUGGGUGGGACAAUGAAGCUCGGUUGUGGGACCUGACCAGCCUGAAGCUCCUCGCGUCGUGUGGGCUGCCCGGCUAUACUAACGGCAUCGCGGCCUCACAAGACGGGUAUAUCUUCGCCGCCGGUGCUGGGGGAUUUGUCUGUAAGAUGAAGAUUUCGUAAGAUAGAAGACAAAAUGAUAUCAGGGUCGAGUGGUGAAGACGAAUACGCUGAAGCUAUGUCGUUCCGUCCCUGAGUUAUUCCUCCAGGUGAUCGCUGACGCUGGUGAAGCCUUCUGUUGCUACCAUUAACAACAGAGGCUUUCAACGGAAGAUAUCAUGAACAGGAUAUAUCGACAACUGAAGAUAUCUGCCAAAAAUGUUCAUCCAAUAAAAAUCAUCAACUGAAUAUAAUCAUGAAUGGUUCAGUGAUAAUGAAGGCGAAUAAGUCUUAGUGACUGUUGUAACCUAAGAAAGAAUAGCAAACAUUAAAAAACCUCAAUAGUUAGGUCAACUUGCAAAUAAAGCUCUUGUGCUAUUUUUAUUCUUCUUACGGGAGGUUUUGUCUUUUUAGCUCGAGUUGCAAAAAAUACAUAAUCACAUCUUUUCUCGUAAAUGAAAGAUACUUACUUGUAUUUGUUUAUCUAUGUGUGUGAAGAAUAAACAUUGAUGUAUAUAUA